Messenger RNA from Closterium sp. NIES-67, 2419 nucleotides. NCBI's taxonomy places the organism in Eukaryota, Viridiplantae, Streptophyta, Zygnematophyceae, Desmidiales, Closteriaceae. The record is from the annotation of a GenBank genome assembly.
CUCCAAGAAAACAUGUCUUCUGCAGAGAUAACGCACAGGUGAUGUCCUACCUCCCUCCAAAGCUAAACCACCUCUCUCCUAAGCUAAGUAAGUCAAAUCCACGGUCUGCUCUUCAGAAAAGCAUGGACCCAGGAAAAUUUUUGUAGGACGGGCUUACAGAACAGCGUCGUUUACAUGAUUUCCUGCUCGAAGCGACAAACAGGAAUAUAACGUCAGCUGGAGGUCUACAGCGAAUGCUGUUUGAUCUGGUCUGGAUUCUUCUGGACCACUCUGCUCGGGCUCUAAUCGAGUCAAACAGACUAGAGGGCCUGACCUGUUUGGGGAUGGCAGACGCAUCAUGGCGUCGCGUAGAUUCCGGUAGCAGACGAAUGGCGUUGGGUGCUACAGUACAACGGUUCAGUAAUGGCCGACGACUAUGGCGUCGGGUCACACGUGUAGACCCACUUGUCGUAACUCCGAGUUAAUUUCGAGUCCGGCCAGAUAAAUUUCGCAUACAACGUACAGUACUACUACGCACGAACGGGUUCAAAACAAAGUAGCCGAAGUCGGAUAAAAUUUGAACCUGCUCUUAUCGACAUUCCGUCACGCCAGCUUCGGAUAGUCGAGUCUGUCUCCGCAGCUGCUGCAGCGAGCGUGCGAAACCCUCCCCUUUUUUACGCCUAAUAGGCGUCUACAGUCUGAAGCAAACGAAACAAAAUGCCGAGGGCUCUGCGACUGCGACUCCCACUGGUCGCAUACACGCUUGGAGUCGCAGAGCCCUCUGGGCGACGGAUCUGUUUGAUACGGUUGCGACGUCAUCAUUUUCGCUCCCGGCGCUCCCGUGGUUGCGAUUGGUCCGUCAAGCCACACUCCCUAUUUCAAACAGAUCCGUCGCAUUAUAGACUGCUCUCAUGAUUUCAAGGGCCUCGUAAACAGAACUGUCAGUAACGGCUGGGCUCGCCUUUCCCCGUCUACUAGUACUACUCACCUCGCCUCGCCUCGCCAUAUCCAAGGGAUCAAAUCGGGCAGAUCGCCUGAUCGAUACUGUAAUAGAGUUCUGCUCGUGCGUUGUCUUACGCGAUACCAGCUCCUCGCAACUCGCGGCGCCUUGGCGAUUUUCCAGGCACCUAACGUAACCGCCCUUUCCUCCGAUCGCCAUAGUCUGUUCAUGCGUUGUCCUGUGCAAUGCUGGCUCCUCGCAACUCGCGCUCCCAUGUCCAUUCCUGAGCCACCUGAUAUCACCGCGCAGAUUCGCCUUCCGUGCGUUGCCCUCUGCAGUGCGCUGCUGCCCCACAUAUUGGCCGUGCCAGCUCCCCGCAACUCGCGAUUCCGACCAAGAACCUGCUCACCUGUGGGCUAAAGGCUGACCUGUGGCCAACCUUGUUCCCCCUGUUCCGGCGCCCAACUGUGAAACAAGCCCCCCACGUACAGUGCAGUACCGCUCGCACUCGGUAGCGUUGGCAGGAGCAGCAUUACACCAAUAGCGCGUACGACUCGUACAAAGCACCGUCCGUGCAACCAGCGACUGCUUGUGCAUACCACGCCUUUCGGACGAAAUGCUCUUCUGAUAAGUCGGGGAAUCCAAGGCUCGCGGGAUUUCGAGUCGUUCUGCCAGGAAUUUGUUCUGCGGGGGAAAGAUAGUAGAACCAGGACCGCGGCCCGCUCUUACCGUCCACAGGCCGAGCCGCCGAGCCAGCGGAACGGAACGGGCGCUUGAUACAGUCCGGAGAAGUACCCCUCUCCCAUGCACAUGAGUGGCGUUUCAAACCACAUUUGUUCCUCCGCAUAGUACUUCCAUUCGAAAGUGCAACCUUUCUACGGUCGGCCCAAGCCUUCUUCCUUCGUCGUUCUUCAUUCAUCCAGGACCCGGCCAGGAACGGGCCCGGUGACAAACCACCGUCCGAGGCGGACUCCCUGAAAAGACCGUUUCCUCGUUGCGAGGAUCUUGAGCCGCCUCCUCCUCUUCCUCAAAAGUUCCGAAUCUACCGCUCCUUCUUCCACCGCUCCUUCUUCCACCGCUCCUUCUUGCACCGCUCCUUCUUCCACCGCUCCUUCUUCCGGAGAUGCAACCGCCUGAAAGUCGACAGCAAGGAAGCUCAAUUUCGAACCCACCUGGUCCCCCGAGCUCCGAAUCCACCCCUCCUCCUUCUGGAGACGGCAACCGCCAGCACGCUGCCCAUCGCUCAGCACAGUGACUGUUGAGUCGACUCAAGAGUCAGCUCCUUCCGGAGACACAACCGCCUGCUCAGGCUGGCCGUCGCCGCUCAGCAAAGCGAGGAGACUCAAGAUUUCCAUCACGGAUUCCGAAUUUGCUGGUUAGCCUGAAACCCUGAGUCAGUGAAUUUCAAGCGCGGCUGGUUGUAUCACCCGGCCAUUCACCCGACCAUGAAGUCGACAGCACGGACACGGAAUUUUGGGCCCGCCUGGACCCCCGAGGUGA